AAAGUAAUAAAUCACAAUAAUAAAUCGUCGGUCUGUGAGCUUUUUCAAACUUAUCAUGGAUUAGUCUUGUUCUGAAUAACACUCAAAAUUUUGUGUUUUAUGUUUUCGAUCUUUUGUAUUGUCAAUUUUUCAUGUAAAAAACCAACUAGUAUCAAUGACUCGAGUUACUAGGAUCAUUUGUUUGACAACAUGGCAGCAAAGUUGUUUUGAUUAUGAGGUAUCGUGUUCAAAUUAUCACUGUCAAGAACCAGUUGAUCCCGAUAAUUCGAGUUGUUGGGAGAGUAACCAUAAUGAAUCUUAUACCACACACUAACACACCCUCUCAAAUGAAAGCCAGACAACUCAUAAGUAGGGCUGAAAAUUUGUCUGUCCCCUCCCUGUCCCUGUCAGACCCGUCCCUGAAGGAUCAAGAUGUAUAACCGUCCCAUCCCGUCCCUGUCUCCUUCUUGGUCUGACCCUCAAGGGUUGGGACAGGACGGGCCGGGUCAGUGGGUCGAUCCUAAUCAACACACUACUUUUUUACAAAUUACGUUUUGGUACCCAAAAUUAUUUUUUCUUACAAUUUAGUACCUAAAUAUUGUUUUUUUUACAAAUAAGUCCAUAAAUUUUGAUGGUAAAAUUACUUUUUGGCACCAAAUUUUUUUUAUUUUUACAAAUUAGUACCUUAACUUUUAAAACUUUACAAAAGGUCCAAUGAAGUAUGAGAUAUUUGUUGUUGCUAAGGGUCACAGGGUCAAAACGUGACCCGUCCCUAAGUUGUCCCGACCCGUCCCGACCCUUACAGGGUCAACAAAUGACACGUCCCUAAUCUGUCCCUGUAGACAAACUGACCCGUCCCGACCCUUAGGGACGGGUCGGGACGGGUCAGUGGGUCUUCCGGGACAAGCUUUCACCUCUACUCAUAAGGGUUUUCAUUUGCACAGGUCUGAAUACAAGAAUACCAUGUGUUUCACAAAUGGGGUCACCGGGAUUCGAACACAAGACCUUUCGGUCAAAGAAGGCUCUUAUACCAUGUCAAGAACCAGUUGAUCACAAUAACUCGAGUUGUUGGGAGAGGUUCCAUAAUGGAUCUUAUACCACACACUAACAAUCAUGAUCCUCAAUAUUGACCAUUGUCUUAAAGCACAUGAUACGACGGGCAGUGGUGGAGCCAGAAAAUUAGUCAAUGGGGGGUGUUUUUUCCAUACCACAAAAAAAUCAAAUGCAUAAUAGAAAAUAAAAUCUAUAUGAAAUAAAACGUCAUCAAAACAAUAAUGAAGAUUCGCAAUAAUAGUUCAACGCAUGUCACUCACAAACGAACCAAGGAAUUUCAUAUUAUUAAAAGCAUUAUAAAAUACAUUUCAUGUACAAAGUAACACACAGUUCUUGUUCAAUAUAUGUCACUAACGAAUCCUUCAUUUAGUUAUUGUGACGGUAGAAUUUAGUAAAUAUUCUAGGCGUCCAUUUGAGAAGGCAGAAGCUAUUUAAGGAGUGCUUCUCCUCACUUGUAAAUACAUUCAUAAACCAUCCAAGUGUUGGGUAACACAACUCUAACGAGAGCUCUCUCCAUUCUAGUGAGUCGAGCGAGUGUGAGUGUAAUUUGACUUAAUUCUCUAACGUUGCUUAAGUGCUGAAACCACUUGAAAAGAUUUUAGUCUCUGACAAAACUCGCAAGGCAAAAAGUAGACAACUCCAUCAGUUUCUCCUUUUGCAAUUGAGUUUUGUGGAUUUAAACAAGUCAUAGAUGACAACAAGUGGCAAUUGAGUUUUGAGGAUUUAAAUAAUUGUUUAAAUAAAAGUGUAUUGUUGUUAAUUGGUACAACACAAAACGUCUCCGGUGUAGAUGGUUAGAUGGGUGGUAUGGGAUUAACAAGUAAAGGCUCAAUUAUCUUGCAAUUGUUUUCUCCAAGGGGCUGCACGCACCCCAACUCUCUGAGUGGCUCUGCCAUUGACGACGGGCUUGUCCCUACUUCAAAUCUAUGAGUUGACUUUUAUAUGAGGGGUCAUGUAAAGGAAGUGGUUAAGAUUCCUGCAUUGGCAUCUUCGAACAACUCGAGUUAUUGGGACAUGUUGGUUAUUUUAAGGUCACGUGUUUAAGUUCUCAAGGACUCCAACAUUAAUAGUUGAUUUAAAACACAUGAUAUGAUGGGUCUGUGUAAAAUUUCAGCAAAUGAAUUGGAUUUGGUACAUGUACGGAAAUGGUUACUAGAGUUAUUUCUUCAUUCCCUAUCUCAAUUUGGAGUUAUCAACUGAGAUUCUUCGCCUAGGUAUUUUAGUCAGGUUGUAUUCAAUUUAUCGCUCCACAAUUUCAGUGAAUCAACCAGUGUUAUUAAAGUUGAGCCGAGCCGCUCGGCUCGACCGGUAAAACCGCCACCCGAUCAUAAAACCGGCUCGAAACAGUCUAAAAGCCGCUCCGGUUUAUGUAGCGGUUGGCGAGCGGCCGAGGCGGUUAACCGUUCGAGCAGAUUGAGCCGCUGGUCCGGUUUUUGCCAUUCAGCCACUAAAUUUAAUUAAAAAAAUUGCAGAAAAUUGAAAAUUGAAAUAAACAAAAAACGUAGGGCUCUCAAACUGAAUCCUUAUUUCCAUUUCACAGUUUCGAAGGAAAGAGAUGAACUCUGAUUAAUAAAUGUCCACUAUUUAUACUGAUAACGUUUAUUAGGUACCGGUUCUCUAACGGUUUUAAACGGUCUAAUGUCGGUUGGACCACUAAAGUGCGAGCCGUUCGCAUUACCGGGUCAUGCUCCGGUUCGGUUAUGACAGGAAUCAACACCAAACUGAAUAUGAUAACCCACCUCUAGAUUAGUCGUGUGGUUUCUGUACUUGGUGAUCUAAGAGCCAAAGAGACUAUUUCUAGUCAAAUCUUCGAUUUCCAACGAAACCUAAGACUAGCCUUCUUGGCUUAUCUUGGAAGAAGAAAAAAACGAAACCUAAGACUAGGCAUGCACUCCCGGUUUUAAGAAUAAUCAAGAAAGAAGACAUUAUUAUAUAGAUAUAAACUCAAUCAAUUAUAUAAUUGCAUUGAAUUGAAAUUUUGGAACCCCUCUGGCUCUGGGUUCCUAUUUAUCACUAAAACAAAGAUUUUGAGUUGGGUGAGGGUUUUUUUUUUUUUUUACAACCCACUUCUUCUGAUUUGCUUCUCCACUUUGUAUAGGAGCUUUUGUCACAUGUAAGGUUACUUCACCGAUGAUAGCAUCAAUUCUUGCUCCAUCAAUGGCGAGGAAUGGCCUUCGAAAGAGGAUUAAAUACUCUUUGCUUGUAUCCAUGUCGAUCACAAGGUAGUCUGGGAAGAAAAUGAGCGGAUCAACUUGGGUGCUUAAGCCUCAAACGACUCCAAGGGCUCUGCAACAGGUGUUGUUGGCUAACGGGAUCUGUACAUUGGCAUACUCCAUGUUAGCUAUUCUCAUCUAUUCAGAUUUAUGCAGUGGUAGCUUGUACACUCUUAAGCCAAGGUCACUAGACCUUUCUCCAUGUGACGGUCAUCCAAGAGACAUUUGCUGAUGAUAUGCCCGGAAUGCUCCUUUACUUCAUUGAUUGGGAUGAAUUAUUUGUAAUCCCAAGGGGUAUUCUUGAUCGUGUUCUCCUUUUCUUUGAGCCUAUAAUCUUCCUCCAUGAAAAUUUCAAGCUUUCCUUUAAGAUCCCUCCAUAGAAAUCAUCUCCCCCUAUAUUGGCACUGCCACUUCUGCUCCUCCAAAAGAUUAUAUCAAAAUUCUAAAGAUGGAUGGAUACUCAGCUCUUUUCUUCUCUUCUUCCUUUUUCAUGCUUGGAAAACUUAUGGUUGCUCCCAUCCGUGUUGAGAUGACUCUGACUUCCUCCUUCUUUGGAUUAUUUUCUAUAUUGCUCACCUUGCCACUUCUCGCACGUCACGAGUACUGAUGGCGUUCGUAGCUCUGCCUUUUUUGUGAUCGCUGUAAUGUCACAGUCACUCCAGCAUAUGGACAAUUUUUUGUGAACCAACGUCAUUUUAAAAGAAAAAAAUUCACCCAAAAUUUAAGAGAGAAAAAUAUAUGGCUCUUACCAUGAACUGAUAAGAGUUAGUUUAAUUAAUAUUUUUUAUGGUUACAACUAUUCAUUUGACUUAUAUCUAAUAUAAUAUAGGGCUAAUACCAUUAUAACACCCGAACUAUUGCAAAAAUGUCACUUUAUAUCAUGAAGUAUUUUUCUGUUAAAGUUGACUCGUUUUGACCGUUAGUUUUUAACAAAAAGUCCAGUCAGCGUUGAUGUGGCACAUGACGUGGAAUUUAAAUUUAUUUAAUAAAAAAAUCAUUAAACACUAUUACAGAAAAAAUUAUAUAAAAAUCAAAACAUCAAAAAUCAAAAUAAAAAGCUUCAUCUCGCUCAUUGCUUUUGAGUUGGGUGAGGGUUUUUUUUUUUUUUUACAACCCACUUCUUCUGAUUUGCUUCUCCACUUUGUAUAGGAGCUUUUGUCACAUGUAAGGUUACUUCACCGAUGAUAGCAUCAAUUCUUGCUCCAUCAAUGGCGAGGAAUGGCCUUCGAAAGAGGAUUAAAUACUCUUUGCUUGUAUCCAUGUCGAUCACAAGGUAGUCUGGGAAGAAAAUGAGCGGAUCAACUUGGGUGCUUAAGCCUCAAACGACUCCAAGGGCUCUGCAACAGGUGUUGUUGGCUAACGGGAUCUGUACAUUGGCAUACUCCAUGUUAGCUAUUCUCAUCUAUUCAGAUUUAUGCAGUGGUAGCUUGUACACUCUUAAGCCAAGGUCACUAGACCUUUCUCCAUGUGACGGUCAUCCAAGAGACAUUUGCUGAUGAUAUGCCCGGAAUGCUCCUUUACUUCAUUGAUUGGGAUGAAUUAUUUGUAAUCCCAAGGGGUAUUCUUGAUCGUGUUCUCCUUUUCUUUGAGCCUAUAAUCUUCCUCCAUGAAAAUUUCAAGCUUUCCUUUAAGAUCCCUCCAUAGAAAUCAUCUCCCCCUAUAUUGGCACUGCCACUUCUGCUCCUCCAAAAGAUUAUAUCAAAAUUCUAAAGAUGGAUGGAUACUCAGCUCUUUUCUUCUCUUCUUCCUUUUUCAUGCUUGGAAAACUUAUGGUUGCUCCCAUCCGUGUUGAGAUGACUCUGACUUCCUCCUUCUUUGGAUUAUUUUCUAUAUUGCUCACCUUGCCACUUCUCGCACGUCACGAGUACUGAUGGCGUUCGUAGCUCUGCCUUUUUUGUGAUCGCUGUAAUGUCACAGUCACUCCAGCAUAUGGACAAUUUUUUGUGAACCAACGUCAUUUUAAAAGAAAAAAAUUCACCCAAAAUUUAAGAGAGAAAAAUAUAUGGCUCUUACCAUGAACUGAUAAGAGUUAGUUUAAUUAAUAUUUUUUAUGGUUACAACUAUUCAUUUGACUUAUAUCUAAUAUAAUAUAGGGCUAAUACCAUUAUAACACCCGAACUAUUGCAAAAAUGUCACUUUAUAUCAUGAAGUAUUUUUCUGUUAAAGUUGACUCGUUUUGACCGUUAGUUUUUAACAAAAAGUCCAGUCAGCG
Messenger RNA from Linum trigynum, 5457 nucleotides. The record is from the annotation of a GenBank genome assembly. Lineage: Eukaryota; Viridiplantae; Streptophyta; Magnoliopsida; Malpighiales; Linaceae.